UGAAGUUUUUAAGCUUUGUUGUUGUCUGUGAAAAUUUUCCCGAUUAUUUAUAAUCAAUGAUGAACGAAACAAAUCAUUGCUGGAUUUGUUGCAAAUUUGAUGAUCAAGAGGGCAUGUUUCUGUUAUCCUAUCCAGUUUUCCAAGGAAGAACAGGAGCUCAAAUAAUUCAAGAUUGUUUUGGACUAGCGUUAUCAGAAAGUGAGGAAGGAAGUUUUUACUGUACUUGUUGCAAAAAGGAUAUAAUAUCAGCGUUGACCCUAGUCAAAAGAAUACGCGAAUCUAUACAUAGAUUAAAGUCUAUUUCGUUGAUCUCUGAACAAACGCCGAAGGUGGAAAUAAUAGAACCAACGGAUAGAACAAUCGUAUCAGUUUUUAUUGACGAAACAGAAAUCAAGACUGAGGAAGAAAAUUCUGAAUUGGGCAACGACAGCACUAGAACAAGAUAUUCACCAGAUUUGUUAUCGGAAUUUUCCAAAAAAAGGGGUCGAGUACGGAAGCAUAAUUUGAUAGACGUUGUUCCAGUUAUCUCAAAGGUACUUGAUAAUGAGUCUAAUCCAACAAAGGAGUACAAAAACGUGGAAAAGUUGAGAAAAUUAAGUACCCAUUCAAUUCGGUCAGAUGAAGGAAUUUCUGCAUCGUCGAGUGACUCCGAUGACACAGAUACCGAAGCUGAUGGCAACUUGCACGGCGACUCUGACGAAUGCCAAGAGAAAAAACGACUCUAUUACGGUGUCAAAUCAAACUCUCAGCCUAAACGAUGUUGCGGUUGUAAAAAUUUGCCUCUGGAUACGCCGGAGAAGGUUAAGGAACAUUCUGUCAAAUAUCAUUCCAAAAUGCGCAUGGUAAACCCAAAGGAUUAUCAAGAAAAAAUAUUCGAAUGCUCGGUGUGCUUCACGCGAUUUGAAACCAAAAAAUUAUAUCUCCAGCAUCAGCGAAAAAUGUACGUUGAUAUGUUACAUCCGUGUAAACAGUGUGAUGAGGAGUUUGCCAACUUUUAUGUUCUUCAAAAGCAUAUGAAAAACGAUCAUCAACGGAGGCUUAAGAUUCAUGAACUGGAGGAGAUGCGUAUAAAAAGCAAUAUUUGCUGCGGUUGCCGUAUUAAGUUUGGAUCUCAGGAUGAAUUGAAAGAGCAUGCGAGUAUUGUGCAUCUGCCACAACGAGAACAAAAUUUUAACAAAAAUACUGUUGAGUGCGAUGUGUGCUACAAAAGCUAUAAAUCUGCCAAAUAUCUUAAAGAUCAUAGAUUGAGAUUCUUUAAGAAGAAAAAUCUUAUUUGUUCUCAAUGUGGUCGUAGUUUUCGGGAGCGAUCGCAGCUGGAGGGGCAUGAAGAUUCUCAUCGUAAUGUCCGAAAAUACGAAUGUCCAAUAUGCCAAGCCAAGUUUUCCAUGAAGGCAUCCUGGCAGGUCCACGUAAAAUACCACGGAGCCCAGGAAAACUUUCAUUGUGAGUACUGUGGUAAAGGCUUUCGGAAGAAAGGCCUUAUGAAGGCCCAUUUGCGAAUUCAUUCCACGGAUAGGCCACACAAAUGCCCUAUGUGUCCGUUGACCUUCACACAGAAGAACAGACUUAAUUCACACAUCCUUGAACAUUCUGGUCUCAAAUCAUUCAAGUGUGAUCGAUGCUCUGCCUCGUACGUCCAUCAGCGAGCUUUAAGAAGGCAUGUUCGCGACAAACACGAGGGAAUACAAAGCUUCAAAUGUAAUAUUUGCCCCAAAGGAUUUAUCGAGCAGAAACCGCUUUUGAUACACUUAAAAACACAUGAACGUAGCAGUGAGGCGACUUUUUCAAAAAGUUAAUAGGCAGUAUUAUUAGUGGAUGUAUUAUUAGCACUUAGGAUAAAAAACAUGAAUAUCAGUAAUAAAAUCAGCC
Topomyia yanbarensis is the source of this 1869-nucleotide messenger RNA. Its product is annotated as zinc finger protein interacting with ribonucleoprotein K-like. Lineage: Eukaryota; Metazoa; Arthropoda; Insecta; Diptera; Culicidae. The transcript has 3 exons. The coding region runs from base 57 to 1796 and encodes 579 amino acids. Gene Ontology annotation, molecular function: zinc ion binding. Gene Ontology annotation, cellular component: nucleus. The record is from RefSeq and is a predicted model, not a curated record.